Molecule: messenger RNA, 1289 nt
Organism: Beta vulgaris subsp. vulgaris (sugar beet)
Lineage: Eukaryota; Viridiplantae; Streptophyta; Magnoliopsida; Caryophyllales; Amaranthaceae
Product: B-box zinc finger protein 24
Exons: 3
Coding region: 437-1174 (245 amino acids)
Biological process (GO): photomorphogenesis; regulation of DNA-templated transcription
Cellular component (GO): nucleus
Molecular function (GO): zinc ion binding
Source: RefSeq, a predicted model, not a curated record
UUGGCCACAUGAUUUGUCCACUUACUUCUCUUAUUAACCACAUAUAACACUGUCCUACUAUUCUGCGUUGGACUAAUUUCUGCCCUAUAUUUGAUUUUGCAAAAUCUGUAUCCUUAUCUUUAAUACGCCACCUCAUAUUUAUUUUACUUUAAUUCUUUUUAAUCUCAAUUUCUCCACCAAUCACGUCUGUUUCUCUCACAUUUUUUUGUGUGAUUAAUAUACCACCUUCCUUCCCCAAUCUUAUUUCUUCUCCUUCUCUUCUCUCAAUUUUUUCAGCUAAAAAAAAAUCUGGGUUUUUUGCACCUGCAAAUUUUCUCAUCUGGGUUUGUCUUAAUUGUUAAAAAGAUUGGUUCUUUGAUUGGGAAAUUUGAUUUUUGAGAAGAGAGAAAAACAGAGUAUAAAAACAGGAAAAGAAAAAACAGUAAAUAAAAAAAGGAUGAAAAUCCAGUGUGAUGUUUGUGAGAGAAAUCCAGCAACAGUAAUAUGUUGUGCAGAUGAAGCAGCAUUAUGUGCUAAGUGUGAUACAGAAGUUCAUGCAGCAAAUAAGUUAGCUAGCAAGCAUCAAAGACUUCAGCUUAAUUGUCUCUCUAGCAAACUCCCUUCUUGUGAUAUUUGCCAAGAGAAGACUGCUUUUAUUUUCUGCGUAGAAGACAGAGCCCUUUUUUGUCAGGAUUGUGAUGAAUCAAUUCAUGCAGUGAGUACUCUUGCCGCAAACCAUCAGAGAUAUCUAGCCACUGGUAUACGGGUGGCACUAGGUUGCCUCUCAAAAUGCAGAAAUGAAACUGAGAAAUACUGCAAAGAGCCAUCUAACCAAAAUGCACAACAAGUUUCCUUAAAACAAACGGUGCAACAACAACCUCCGAGCUUUUCACCUCCCACAUCAUGGGGUGUUGAUGACUUGUUGGAGCUCUCUGAAUUUGAUGCUUCUAAUAAGAAAGGGCAGCUUGAGCUAGGAGAAUUUGAAUGGUGGUCAGAUGGUCUGUUUGGUGACCAAAUUCCACAUGAAGCCUUAACAGCAGCUGAAGUUCCUCAGCUUCCAAUGUCAGUAGUACCAAGCAGCCAUACGAUCCAAUACAGACCUACCAAGACCAGCAUGCCAAACAAGAAGGCUCGGAUAGAGAUCACUCGUGACGAUGAUGAUGAUGAGUACUCGAUCGUCCCUGAUCUUGGUUGAUUCUCUAGCUAUCUAUAAAAUGGCUUCUUGCCAGUAUAAAAAAAAAAAACUUUCCAGUGACAUCAUUGCAAUGUUAGUUUGCAUGUAUGGAUAUUGGAGUUAAAUGUAGAGAAAA